Molecule: messenger RNA, 1266 nt
Organism: Lachancea mirantina
Lineage: Eukaryota; Fungi; Ascomycota; Saccharomycetes; Saccharomycetales; Saccharomycetaceae
Source: the annotation of a GenBank genome assembly
AUGAAGAUACGAGUUUUGUUUGGCACCUUCGUGUUUUUGAGUACAGUGUACCUGUUCUACAUACCAAUUUCGGUUAUAUUCACAUCCUGGCGCUAUCAUAAGACCGAAGGAGCUUACUUCUUGAGAUCCCAGAAUGCAUUGAAAGCUUAUUCAAAUAUCAGGCGCUUUGAUGCGAUUCUGGGUGCGCCGAAGCUGUCGACGAACACGUAUCUCGAUCAGAUCAUUCGCAAAAAUGUAAGUGGUCAUAGUUCUGACAUCGAGCUCCAAAAUGCGACUUUGCUGAUGUUGGUCCGCAAUUGGGAAAUCGAGGGUGCUCUCAAGUCUAUGCGAUCUUUAGAAGACAGGUUCAAUCGAAAUUACAAGUAUACUUGGACCUUUUUAAAUGAUGUUCCUUUUAGUGGGGAGUUCAUCGAGGCCACAACAGCAAUGGCCAGCGGUAAAACCCAAUACGGAUUGAUCCCCAGCGAGGAUUGGAAUCGGCCAUCGUGGAUCAACGAAACCGAAUUCGAAAACUGUCUCCAACUUAUGCGGGAAAAGCAUGUGAUUUAUGGCGAGUCGAAAUCCUACAGGAAUAUGUGUCGGUUUAAUUCGGGGUUUUUCUUGCGACAAGCAAUAUUAGAUAAAUACGACUACUACUUCCGAGUUGAGCCAGAUGUCGACUAUCUCUGUGAUUUUCCUUACGACCCCUUCAAAAUUAUGCGGGAAGGUCACAAGAAAUAUGGAUUUGUGAUUACGAUCUAUGAGUACGAAGACACUAUACCGACCUUAUGGGACGCAGUUGAAGAGUUCAUAGAGGAGCAUCCUGAUCUCGUUAACGCCAGUACAAAUAGUCUCAAAUUUGUCACGUCGUCGGGUCGCAUAGGGAAAACGACGCCGAUUGUCGAAUCCAAUUCUGAAUAUAAUUUAUGCCAUUUCUGGUCCAACUUUGAGAUCGGGGACUUAAAUUUCUUUAGAAGUGAGGCAUACCUCAAAUAUUUCGAAUGGCUCGAUUCUAAAGGUGGGUUUUUUUACGAAAGAUGGGGUGAUGCACCAGUGCAUUCUCUGGCGGUAGCAUUAUUGCUUGACACAAGCGAGAUUAUUCACUUCGAUGAACUUGGCUAUUUCCACGCACCUUUCAGUUCGUGUCCCGACGGACGUUCCUUGAGGUUGGCUCAACGCUGCAUAUGCGACAUACCGCAAGCCGAUAAGGUUGACAUUGCCCCCAACAGCUGUCUCAUGCGCUGGUGGAAAGACGGCGGUGGUAAACGCUUUAUGAAAAACAAAUAA